UACUGAAUCUGUUUUCUUCUUUUAGCACGUCGGUCUCAUGGCUUAUGAGGGAAGUAGUGGAUUUGGCAGAAUGACCUUGAGAUUCAUCAGCAAACAGAAAUGGGGAAAAAUCAGUCAAGCCCGACAGCAUUCAUCCUUCUUGGAUUUGGCAAUCUCGUUGGAUUGCGAAUUCUUCUCUUUGUAUUGUUCCUUGCCAUCUAUGCUUUGUCUCUUGUUGGGAACCUCCUAAUUGUUUUUCUAGUUGUGGUUGACCAGCAUCUUCAUACCCCCAUGUAUUUCUUCCUGAUGAACUUAUCUUGCUUGGAGACCUGCUACAUUUCAACCAUCCUUCCAAGGAUGCUGGCCAGUUUCCUCACUGGGAAUAGGUCCAUAUCUAUUACAGGAUGCCUCGCACAAUACUACUUCUUUGGUUUCUGUGCAGCCACGGAAUGCUAUCUUCUGGCAAUGAUGUCUUAUGAUCGAUAUUUGGCAAUAUGUAAACCUCUGCGCUACACUUCCAUUAUGAAUGUUAGACUCUGCAUCCAGUUAGCAUUCACAUCUUGGAUGAGCGGCUUGGUGACCAACACUAUAAUUACCUCUUUUAUGCUACAGCUCACAUUCUGUGGACCCAAUGUAAUUGAUCAUUUCUUCUGCGAUAUAUAUCCAGUGGCAAACAUCUCCUGUAGCAAUACCCACCUAGUAAAACUUGCAACUUUUAUUCUAGGGCUCAUGGGAACAGGCCCCCCUUUUCUUCUAACAUUAGCUUCUUAUGUCUGCAUUAUUCUUACUGUGUUGAAAAUUAAAUCCAAAGCCGCACAACAAAAGGCCUUUGCCACGUGCUCUUCCCAUCUGAUUGUUGUGACACUUUUCUAUGGGUCAAUAUUCCUUGUUUAUAUAGUUCCUGAAACAGAAACACUGAAUGAAUUGCACAAAACCUUCUCACUCUUCUACACUGUCCUGACACCCACACUCAACCCCCUGAUAUACAGUUUGAGAAACAGAGAGGUGAAGGAAGCUCUGCUCAAAUCUGUCGGAAAAUUCAGCAGCAGGGUUUCGUAGCUUCAUGAUGCCUUGAUAAAUCUAGUGAAAUGUACAGAACAUGGACACAGUGUUGAGAAAGGUUUUGGCAUCAACUGGAAUGC
Molecule: messenger RNA, 1121 nt
Organism: Rhineura floridana
Lineage: Eukaryota; Metazoa; Chordata; Lepidosauria; Squamata; Rhineuridae
Product: olfactory receptor 10A7-like
Exons: 2
Coding region: 100-1038 (312 amino acids)
Biological process (GO): G protein-coupled receptor signaling pathway
Cellular component (GO): membrane
Molecular function (GO): G protein-coupled receptor activity; olfactory receptor activity
Source: RefSeq, a predicted model, not a curated record